AAGGCUCAGUUUCCAUUUCCCCCGCUCGCUCCAGGGAUCCUCAGAGCUCAGCGGUAGUUUUGGUUUCCUUUUCUCUUUCAUAAAAACUCAGAGGAAGGGCUGGCGCCCAGGGCUGAAACCUCCCCACUGUUUGUUUGUGACUGAGAAGCAGAAUCGAGGAGCCGGAGCACAGCUGCCUGGAGCAGCCACCAUGAGUGUGGAGUCAAACAGGAGCCGCCUGGAAGACAGCCUGCAUCAGCUGAGAUGUCACUUCACUUGGGAGUUGCAAAUUGAAGACGAUGAAAUGCAUGAUCUAGAAAACAGAGUCUUCGACCAGAUGGAGUUCUUGGACACCCAGUGCGGCAUGCACAACCUCCUGGCCUACGUCAAGCACCUGGAAGGCCGGGAUGAGGAGGCUCUGGGGAGUCUGCGGGAUGCCGAGGAGGCCAUGCCACAAGAGCACGGCCAUGGGCCAGAUGUGAAAAGUCUGGUUACCUGGGGAAACCUGGCCUGGCUGUGCUACCACACGGGCAGACUCGCAGAAACCCAGAGUUACCUGGACAAGGUAGAAGCCAUCUGCAGGAAGUUUUCAGGUCAAUCCAGCUACAGAAUGGAGAGUCCUGAGAUGGACUCUGAGGAAGGAUGGGCUUUGCUGAAGUGUGGAGCAAAGAAUUACGAACGGGCAGAAGCUUGCUUUGAAAAGGCUCUAGAAGCGCAGCCUGAGAAUCCUGAAUUCAGUGCUGGGUAUGCAAUUGUCAUCUACCGUCUGGAUGGCAUAAACAGGACAUCGCUGAGCCUGCAGCCCCUGCAAAAGGCCCUCCGCUUAAACCCAGAAAAUGUGUAUGUUAAGGUUCUCCUGGCCCUGAAGCUUCAGGAUCUCAGACAAGAAGCUGAAGCAGAAAAGCACAUUGAAGAAGCGCUCAGCAGCACAUCUUCACAGACCUAUGUCUUGCGAUACGCAGGCAAGUUUUACAGAAGAAAAGGCUUUCUGGAUAAAGCUCUUCACCUCUUUAAAAUGGCCUUGCAGGCCACACCUUCCUCCGCCUUACUGAACCACCAGAUAGGGCUCUGCUACAGGGCACAUGUCUUGCGAAUCAAGAAAGCCGCCAACUGGAAGCCCCGAGCACUGGACAGAGAAAAGGUUGAGAAAAUAGCAAGGUUAGCCAUACGCCAUCUGGAAUUUGCCGUGGAGCAAAAACCCACUUUUGGGAUUGCCCACGUGCACCUGGCCGAGAUGUACACAGAGACAGGCAACUACAGAAAGGCUGAAGAGACUUACCACAAAGUCCUGAACAUGACGUCACUCAAAGAAGAGAAGCUGCAGGAGGUCCACUUCCAGUAUGGCCGAUUUCAGGAAUUUCAAAGGAAAUCUGAAGUGGACGCAAUUGUCCACUACCUAAAGGCAAUCAAGAUAGAAACACCGUCGUUUUCAAGGAAUAAGAGUAUCCAGUCUUUGGAGAAACUGGCUCUAAGGAGACUUCAGAGAAAUGCAUUGGACGCAGAGGGUCUGAGCUUCCUUGGGUUGAUCUGCAAACUGAGAGGAGACUUGAGUGAGGCCGUGGGGCAGUAUGAGCGAGCCCUGAGGCUGCUGGCCGGGAGGCCCCAGGAGGGCGACAGUCACAGCCCACAGGGGGAAGGUCCACCUGCCCGGGACCGGUCCACCGGGGGUGGCCGCUGAGGUCAGAAGGGCGGGAAGGGCCUGGGGCUCCGAGACCCUGCUGCACCAGGCCAGGUGCCACACAGGGGUGGGGGUGUCGCAGGUGUGGGGGUGUCGCAGGUGUGGGUGUGGGCGUGGCUGGGGAGGGAGGGGCUGGCGGGGCUGCCAGGGACUAACACACCUGUGGGCUGGAGGGCUGCCUAGGUGGGCCAGCCAUCACCUCCCUCUCCCUCUUUCUUUACUUCCCUACCCCUCUCUCUCUCCCCAUCUCUCUCCCUCCCUCCCUCUCUCCCUCCCUCUCUCCCUCCCUCUCUCACUCCCUCUCUCUCUCCCUCUCUCCCCUUUCUCUCCCACCCUCUCUUUCCCUCUCCCUCUCCCUCCCUCUCUCUCUCUCUCCCUUGCUCUCCCCCCCACAUGCACUCCAACAUGUGGGGGCUCUCCAUUUUUGUGAAUAAACUUUAAAAUUCCUGAAAACCCUGUUUUCUGCUCAGC
Molecule: messenger RNA, 2128 nt
Organism: Erinaceus europaeus (western European hedgehog)
Lineage: Eukaryota; Metazoa; Chordata; Mammalia; Eulipotyphla; Erinaceidae
Product: interferon-induced protein with tetratricopeptide repeats 1-like
Exons: 2
Coding region: 191-1657 (488 amino acids)
Biological process (GO): defense response to virus
Cellular component (GO): cytosol
Molecular function (GO): RNA binding; protein binding
Source: RefSeq, a predicted model, not a curated record